Molecule: messenger RNA, 1011 nt
Organism: Hyaena hyaena (striped hyena)
Lineage: Eukaryota; Metazoa; Chordata; Mammalia; Carnivora; Hyaenidae
Gene: ACMSD
Product: aminocarboxymuconate semialdehyde decarboxylase
Exons: 10
Coding region: 1-1011 (336 amino acids)
Biological process (GO): secondary metabolic process
Cellular component (GO): cytoplasm; cytosol
Molecular function (GO): carboxy-lyase activity; hydrolase activity
Source: RefSeq, a predicted model, not a curated record
AUGAAAAUUGACAUCCAUAGUCAUAUUCUACCAAAAGAAUGGCCAGAUCUAAAAAAGAGAUUCGGCUAUGGAGGCUGGGUGCAGCUCCAACAUCACAGCAAGGGAGAAGCAAAGAUGCUGAAAGAUGGGAAGGUCUUCAGAGUGGUCCAAGAGAACUGCUGGGAUCCAGAGGUUCGUAUUAGAGAAAUGGACCAAACAGGGGUGACCGUGCAAGCUCUUUCCACAGUUCCUGUCAUGUUUAGUUACUGGGCCAAACCUCAGGACACUUUAGACCUGUGCCAGCUUUUAAACAAUGACCUAGCUGCCACCGUUGCGAAGCACCCCAAGAGGUUUGUGGGUCUGGGGACAUUGCCCAUGCAGGCCCCUGAGCUGGCCGUCAAGGAGAUGGAGCGCUGUGUCAAGGAGCUGGGUUUUCCCGGGGUCCAGAUUGGCUCCCACAUCAACGAGUGGGACCUGAAUGCACAGGAACUCUUCCCCGUCUACACAGUAGCUGAAAAGCUGAAUUGUUCCCUAUUUGUCCACCCCUGGGACAUGCAGAUGGACGGACGAAUGGCCAAAUACUGGCUCCCUUGGCUUGUAGGAAUGCCAGCAGAGACCACCAUGGCCAUCUGCUCCAUGAUCAUGGGAGGAGUGUUUGAGAAAUUUCCUAAACUCAAAGUGUGUUUUGCACAUGGAGGUGGUGCCUUCCCUUUCACAGUAGGAAGAAUUUCCCAUGGAUUCAACAUGCGCCCAGAUCUGUGUGCCCAGGACAAUCCAACCAACCCAAAGAAAUACCUAGGAUCCUUUUACACAGACUCCUUGGUUCACGACCCUCUGGCACUCAAACUGUUAACAGAUAUCAUAGGAAAGGACAAAGUCAUUUUGGGAACGGAUUACCCCUUUCCACUAGGAGAGCUAGAACCUGGGAAACUGAUAGAGUCCAUAGAAGAAUUUGAUGCAGAAACAAAGGAUAAACUCAAAGCUGGAAAUGCUCUAGCAUUUUUGGGUCUUGAGAGAAACCAAUUCGAAUGA